Ipomoea nil (Japanese morning glory) is the source of this 1125-nucleotide messenger RNA. RefSeq names its product acylpyruvase FAHD1, mitochondrial-like. The coding region runs from base 230 to 991 and encodes 253 amino acids. Lineage: Eukaryota; Viridiplantae; Streptophyta; Magnoliopsida; Solanales; Convolvulaceae. The record is from RefSeq and is a predicted model, not a curated record. Gene Ontology annotation, cellular component: mitochondrion. The transcript is spliced from 9 exons. Gene Ontology annotation, molecular function: acetylpyruvate hydrolase activity.
GGAAGUACAACGUUCCUUUCCCGAUACUCCGCGCCACCAUCAUCCGCCAACUCCGUUCCUCUCCAAUGGCCGAGCACCGACCUUGUUGACCGAAAAGAGAAGGUGGCUACUACUGUUGAUGGAGGGCAUGGUUUCUGAUGCUUCAAGAGAACAGUCUGCAUGUGAUGAUGAACACCAUGGAAAUGCAUGAUGCUUAGAUAGAUCACGGGGGUAAAAACCGUAUUGCCAAAUGGAGAGAUGGCAAUAUCACCACGUGAAUGUAUGUAUACAUACACACAGCAACGAAGUAUUCGUACGAUUCUCAAGCACGAAGAUGGCGACCACCACGUCAGCUACUCAGAAGCUCCUUAGCAUCGGCACUAAGAUAGUCGCCGUCGGGCGCAACUAUGUCGCUCACGCCAAAGAGCUCGGCAACGCCGUCCCUAAGGAGCCAGUGCUGUUUCUGAAGCCGACAAGUUCGUAUUUGGAAAAUGGAGGAACGAUCGAGGUGCCGCAUCCUCUGGAAUCGCUGCAUCAUGAGGUGGAGCUGGCGGUGGUGAUCGGCAAAAAAGCUAGGGAUGUACCCGAGGCCACUGCUAUGGACUAUGUCGGAGGUUAUGCUCUUGCGUUGGAUAUGACUGCAAGGGAGAUCCAAUCUGCUGCAAAGUCUGCAGGUUUGCCAUGGACUGUAGCUAAAGGCCAAGACACCUUCACUCCAAUCAGUGCUGUUAUUCCAGCAUCAAUGGUGCCAGAUCCCCAUGAUAUUGAAUUGUGGUUGAAGGUUGAUGGAGAAAUUCGACAAAAAGGCUCUACACGGGAUAUGAUAUUCAAGAUCCCAUAUUUGAUUAGCUACAUAAGUUCUAUUAUGACACUACUUGAGGGUGAUGUCAUUUUAACUGGAACUCCUGAAGGUGUUGGCCCAGUGAAGGUAGGACAAAAGAUAGAAGCUGGAAUAACAGGUAUCCUGGAUGUGCAUUUUGAUGUUGGAAGGCGCCAGAUUGCUAAACCAUGAUAUUUUCAAUGUACUAUUAUACUGUAAACUGACCCAGACCUGACGGUGUACCAUCUUACAUUUCAUUGUGAGAAAUAAAAUUGUAAAACAGAAACAUUUUAUUCAUAUGAAAAGUUUGAACUUCAGGAUCAUCA